CGUAUUCCUCCAUUGCUCCAUGUGUGAUUGCUUGUCCUAAUCUCCUAAUCACUGAUCUUGGGUCCAAAUAAGUUUCUAAUCAAUUUCGUGCAUAUUUGUUACGGAAGAAAAUGCCAGUUCACGAAAAGAAACACAAAAAGAAGAAGUCACAGGUUGACAUUGAUAUCGAGAAUGAUUGUUCACAAUCUCACCGUUCGAAAAAGAAGAAACGUAAACGGGAACGUGUGGAAAAGCAAGGCGAAGGGGAGGUUUUUGUACAUAAAAAGGUUAAGCGAAAGAAAAUGGAGCUCGUGGAGGCAGUCGACUCAAGUAUUCCUAAUUCGUGCGUUAAUCAAAAUCAGGAUGUAUCAUUAGAAUGUUUGAAAAAUCAUACAAAGCACAAAAAGAAUAAGAAGAAAUCAAAAGAUGUUGAUGUAAAUAAGUUAGAUAGCAAGAAGGAAAGCAUGGAACAGAGAAAAGAACUUGAUAUCAACAAAAGUGGUCAUCAUGGUAGUGAUAAAGAUUUAGGCCGUUUUGAACCAAAAAGAAAAAACAGUGAAGAGGCAAAUGGGCCCCCUAAAAAGAAAAGGAAGAAAAAAGAAAAAGAGAUCAAAGAGAUAAAACCAGAGGAGUUGGUCGAGGAGGAUCAUAAAAAGAAGAAAAAAAAGAGAAAUAAGGAAAAAAAGAUAAAAAACGAAAUAGAUCUUGAAGAGACCUUUGAAGAGUUUAAAGUUAAAAAGGAAAAAAAGGAUAGGAAAAAUAAAGGUGACAGGGAAAAUGAAAAGAAGCAGGAAGCCAAAGUGGAAGUAAAAACUGAAGUGGCAUGUGAGAUGGACAAUGUCUGCCAGAAAGAAGAAAAAAAGAAGAAGAAGAAGAAGAAGAAAAAGAAAAAGGAAGGCGAGCAAGAAAUUGAAAUGAGGGAGGCACCCAAAAAGGAACAGACUAACAUUGAGGUAACAAAAAAGAAAGUUCAGAACUCUGCAAAUGACAGUGAUGAUGAAAGUUGUGACAUAACUGUUGACUUAAACUUAGGUUUAUCAUCUGCUUCAUCAGAUGAAGAAAAUAGCCAGACAUUUGAAAACCUCAUGGUAUCUUUUCAAGAAAAGAAACAAGGUGUAAUGAUAAAGAACAAGAAAUUUGAUAUAAAAGAUGCUGAGAAGAAGAAUUCAGGCACAAUGGAUGGUCAAGUAAAUUCAAAUGGAAAAGAAACUAAAUUUUCAUCUGGGAGAAAAAACAAAGAGACACAAAAAGUAAUAAAGGAAACUGCAAAGAAAAGUGAAAUUGAAACCAAGAAAAAAACAUAUAGACAACCUGUUCAAAUAAAAGCAAAUGAAAACUCAAACCAUGAACUGUUAUUGAAAUGGAAAAUAACUCCUGCUGAUUUCGACUUUCUCAAAAAGCAAGGGAUUACGUGGGAAAAAGGGAGAUGGUCUAAGGAGGAGAUUCAGUUGCUUGAGGCCAAUAUUGAAAAAGCAGUAGCUCAUACUGGAUUGUCUCAUGAAGAGUUUUUCGAGAAGCUGAUGGGCAAGAAAGGCAAAGUAAGAGACGAGAGAUUUACAGAUAUUUAUCGUAUGUUUGUUCAAGGCAUCAACAGACCACUUAAGUUAGUAUUUGAGAAGGUAAUGAGAACUUAUGAUCCCUAUAAUAACAAAGGAAACUGGACAGAAAAAGAAGAAAAACAACUUUUAGAGCUUUACCACAAACAUGGCAACCAAUGGGCGGAAAUUGGAGAAAAGAUGAAAAGAAGUAAAUUUGCAAUAGCUCAUAAAAUCAGACGGUUGAUUAAUUUCUCAAGCAAUGGUGAUAUGGCAGCAAUCCCACCUACAAUAAUUAGUAGAAAAUGGACACCAGAGGAAGUAUAUAGAUUACAAGAAGCAAUCUCAAAAGUAUUGGAUGAUAAAAAGAGUCAAAAUGGAAAUAGUGGCCAAAGUAGUGAGGUGGUGUUUAACUGGGAAGCUAUAGCAUCUGAAGUUAAAACAAGGAGCUGUGAGUCCUGUAGGACUAAAUGGAUAUAUGACCUGUCUUUGAGAGAUAAGGCAAGUGGAAAAAAGCUUUUAUGGAAUCGUGAUAAUACUGGAUUACUGAUAUCAAAUUUACUAGAGACUGGGGUUACUAUAGAGAAGAACAUUGAUUGGAACAAGAUUGUUGAAAAACUACAGCUGCCAGUGUCAGGGCCUUACUUAAAAUUGAGGUGGAAAACCCUAAAGUUAAUGAUACCAAAUCGCAGAGAAAAAAGCUUCAAUGAACAGUUGUAUUGGCUAGAACAAAAGUAUUUAUAAAUGCAACUACACAUAGAUCUGAGCAUGAAUUCAAAUUGGUGAGAAAAUUAUGUUUUUGAAUUUGCUUUACAUAGUUUUUGCUUUUAGUUUUUCAUGAGAUUACUACUUUAUAAGGUUAGGCAUAUUAAUAAGAUUUUGCCAGGAACAUUUAUGUAUAUAAGCUCCUUAGUGGUAACUUCAUUUCCACUCCUACCUAUAUACGAAAUAAUUUUUGUUCCAGAGAUCUUAAUACCAUCCUUCCACAAAAAGUGUGAUUGAGCCUAGUUUCAGAUCCAGGAAGCACCAGCCACUCUUAUAAGCAACAGCCGGUUAACAAUGCCAACUUGAACAUAAAAUUAUCGAUAGAGAGGUAACAGACUUAUGAAAAGAAGAAAUCCUUUCUUUUGUAACUAAGACCAUUAAGUUUCACAGAUUUUGAACUGGGGCUUAUUGCUCGGAUUCUGUUUUGUUGUAUGUAUUAAGAGCCAUUUCAGCAUAUAGAUCUAUUGGAAGAAAAGGGGGAUUGUUUUAGCUCUUUAUAGAAAUGUUAGAUUAAAACUGAAAUGUUUAUCCUAAUAUGAACGUGUUAAAUGGACUCCAAUAUCCCAUAAUUGAUAAGAAUAUGCAGGGAAUUAAAUGGAUGAGUUUGGAAUUUGGUACAAAAAGGGAGAAUUAUGACAUCAUGUUCUAAUUUACUCCGAACUUUUGGUCUAGAAAAUUAAGAUGCUUUUUUGCCUUUCCCAUUUCAUAAGUGGAGUGACUCUGUCAGUUUUAGAAUUUCUGGGACAUUGAGUUUGUUUUUAAUAGUGUCGAGAGGUAAUUUUGGGCAAGAAAACAUUAGUCGUCUCUUGCUUGAUUUAACAACCCUUUUACUCCUGACUGAAGAUAUUUUUUGGAAGCAGUUUCUUAGCAUAUUUUAGGAAAUCUUAAGGCAUGAUAUCUUUGCAAGUUUUAGAAGACUUUAAUUAUGAAGGCUUUAGAAUGCUCGUCCCAUACAAGUUUCUCAAGUUGUACUUGCCAGUAUUUAGUAUUAUCUAAAACAUCAAUAUACGCCAAUUUUCUGAUGGUAAAA
Messenger RNA from Rhopilema esculentum, 3309 nucleotides. RefSeq lists its product as uncharacterized. The record is from RefSeq and is a predicted model, not a curated record. Gene Ontology annotation, cellular component: nucleus. Gene Ontology annotation, molecular function: RNA polymerase II cis-regulatory region sequence-specific DNA binding; DNA-binding transcription factor activity, RNA polymerase II-specific. Gene Ontology annotation, biological process: regulation of transcription by RNA polymerase II. NCBI's taxonomy places the organism in Eukaryota, Metazoa, Cnidaria, Scyphozoa, Rhizostomeae, Rhizostomatidae.